Molecule: messenger RNA, 1548 nt
Organism: Microthlaspi erraticum
Lineage: Eukaryota; Viridiplantae; Streptophyta; Magnoliopsida; Brassicales; Brassicaceae
Source: the annotation of a GenBank genome assembly
AUGGCGAUAGCAGCGUCGGUAAACUCUCUGCAACAAUCGUCAUGUUUGUUGAGAUUCCGUCGCAAUCCGAUCGCAACCCGGAAAGUCUUUCCGGGUCUCGGUUUCGAAGCCAGAGAAAAUCAGAUUCGAUGUGAGAGUUUACGUUCUUCGUCGGUAAGCCAUGUUAAAAGAAGAGGCGAUGCGGUGGCGACGGCGGCGAAGAAGAGGAAUCAAUCAUCGGAAAGAUGCGCGGCGGAGGGAAUACUGAUGGGAGGAGGAGAGACGGAGGAUAAUGCGGAGGUGGUGACGAUGAUGCCGGAGAGGAUCAAGGUGGUGAUACUGACGGCGUGCAUGAUGUGUCUUUGUAACGCCGACCGCAUUGUGAUGUCCGUAGCGGUGGUUCCACUCGCCGAGAAGCUUGGCUGGUCGAGUUCUUUUCUAGGGGUAGUUCAGUCUUCCUUCCUAUGGGGUUACAUUUUCUCAUCGGUUAUCGGAGGAGCAUUGGUGGACCGGUACGGAGGCAAAAGAGUAUUGGCUUGGGGAGUCGCAUUGUGGUCUUUAGCCACUCUACUCACUCCUUGGGCAGCUGCACACUCCACUCUAGCCUUAUUAUGUGUCCGUGCCUUCUUUGGCCUCGCUGAAGGCGUUGCAAUGCCUUCCAUGACCACUCUUCUCUCUCGGUGGUUUCCAACAGAUGAAAGAGCGAGUGCGGUUGGGAUAUCGAUGGCCGGGUUUCACAUGGGGAAUGUGGUGGGACUUCUGUUGACGCCGAUCAUGUUAUCUUCUAUAGGAAUCUCUGGCCCAUUCAUUCUCUUUGCGUCCUUAGGUCUUUUGUGGGUGUCCACAUGGUCAAGCGGCGUUACAAACAACCCUCAAGACAGUCCUUUCAUCACUAGGUCAGAGCUUAGGCUUAUCCAAGCUGGAAAACCAGUUCACACGCCAACCAAUGUGGCAAAACCUAACCCAUCUUUGCUCUUUCUUCUGUCGAAAUUGCCUACUUGGGCCAUCAUUUUUGCUAAUAUGACUAACAACUGGGGCUACUUUGUUCUUCUCUCAUGGAUGCCUGUUUACUUCCAGACGGUGUUUAAUGUGAAUUUGAAGCAAGCGGCUUGGUUCAGUGCUCUUCCAUGGGCGACAAUGGCGAUCUCAGGUUACUAUGCAGGCGCAGCAUCAGACUUCUUGAUCAGGACUGGUCACUCUGUAACCUCUGUCCGAAAGAUCAUGCAGUCUAUUGGGUUCAUGGGUCCAGGGUUGUCUCUGCUCUGCCUUAACUACGCAAAGUCUCCUUCUUGCGCAGCGGUCUUCAUGACCGUUGCAUUGAGCUUGAGUUCAUUUAGCCAAGCCGGGUUUCUCCUCAAUAUGCAAGACAUCGCACCGGAAUGUGCUGGUUUCUUGCACGGUAUUUCGAAUUGUGCGGGUACAUUGGCUGCUAUUGUAAGUACAAUAGGGACGGGCUAUUUCGUGCAGUGGCUCGGCUCUUUUCAGGCGUUUUUGACGGUAACAGCGUUUCUUUAUUUUGCAACCACCGUGUUUUGGAUCCUCUUUGCCACCGGAGAGCGAGUCUUCUAG